Messenger RNA from Dracunculus medinensis (Guinea worm), 312 nucleotides. NCBI's taxonomy places the organism in Eukaryota, Metazoa, Nematoda, Chromadorea, Rhabditida, Dracunculidae. The record is from the annotation of a GenBank genome assembly.
AUGACAAAUUCUGCUAAUACUAUUACCAUAGAAGAUCAAAUACGAACAAUAGAUAAAGUAUUAAAGGAAGUGAAACGUUAUCGAGAUUUUUUGGUUUAUGAAAAGACUCGAAGAGAUCCGGCAUUAUAUAAGACAGCGAAUAUUGAGCAGCCAAGUUGUUUUAACGAUUCUAUCUGUACAACAAUCAAUGCAUUAACAAAUCAGCUUGCACAGGAGUGGAUCGAAAAACUGAAAAACAUUCAUGCCACUAUUACUUCGGCGUCAAUGUCAGGAUCAAUAUUUGUAUCAAGAACGCAGAAUGAUCGAACGUGA